AUGGUUCAUUUUAAAAGAAAAUCUGAACCAAUUUUGGGUAAUUUUAAAGAUAAUGGUGAAAGAGAUACUAAUUUAGCUGGUGGAUCAUCUUCUAAUAAUAAUAUAAAUAAUAUUAAUAAUAAUAAUAAUAUAAAUAAUAUUAAUAAUAAUAAUAAUAAUAAUAUUAAUAAUAGUAAUAAAAAUAAUAAUAAUAAUAAUAAUAAUAAUAAUAAUAAUAAUAAUAAUAAUAAUAAUAAUAAUAAUAAUUAUAAUAAUAAUAAUAAUAAUAAUAAUAAUAAUAAUAAUAAUAUUAUUACAAAUUCACCACCAUUAUCAAGAAGUACUGGUGUUGAAAAACCACCACCACCACCACCAGAAACCAAACCUAAAAGACCACUAUCAUUUUCAGUUUAUACACUAUCACCACCUCCACUUUAUCCAAGUUCAAAUUUAUCAACAUCAAAAUCAUCAUCAACAUUGUCUGUAUCAAAUCAACAACAACAACAACAACAAAAACAACAACAACACCAAGCACUACAACACCAAUUUUUACAUCCACCAACAUUACCAUCACAUCAUUAUAAUUUAACACCACCAAUAACACCAAGCAAAUCACCAAACUCAUCAAAUUUAUCAUCACCCAAUUCAUCAUUACCAACCACACCUCCCUCCAUCAGUGGUUUAUCAAUUGCACCUCCCACAGUAACCCCACAAUUUAAAAUGCCACCAAAAUCAAAUUCUGUCAUUUACUCUGUAGUUUAUGAUAAAACGAGUUCAAAUUUAGAAAAUAUUGAUGAAGAAUUAUAUACAAGAUUAUCAACACAAAGAUUAUUAUUAGGUAGAAAUAAAUUAACAGAGAUACCAGAACGUAUUGGAGAAUUACAAAGAUUAACAUCGAUUGAUCUCUCUUAUAAUAGAUUAACACAUGUUCCAGUUUCAAUUUCAACAUUACAGGAUUUAAUAUCUUUAUCAUUAACUGGUAAUAAAUUUAUGAUACCUGCAACACCAGAAAAUAUUGAAAUUCAAAAUUCAAAAAAAUCUCAUACUCAUCAUGAUCGUUCUGAACUAACUACUAUUGAUGAAAAUAUAGAUGAAAAUAAUUUUGAAAAUAAUGAUUUUAUUAAUAAUGAAAAUAAUAAUACUGAUGAUAACGAUGAUAGUAACAAAAUAGAAGAAGAAGAAGAGGAACAAAAACCAAACAGUGUUGAAAAAUUAAAAGAAAAUGAAAAUGAUAUAGUCAAUAAUGAUCAAUUAAAAUCAAUAAAAAAAGAUGAAAAUGAAGAAGAAAAACUUGAAAAUGUUGAAGAAAAUAUUAUUGAUAGUAAAAAUAUUUCUUUACCACCAUUAUCAAUUAAUGAUGAAAGUAGUAGUAAUAAUAAUAAUAAUAGUAAUAAUAUUAAUAAUAGUGAUAAUAAUAAUAAUAAUAAUAAUAAUAAUAAUAAUAAUAAUAAUAAUAAUAAUAAUAAUAAUAAUAAUAAUAGUGAUAUAGCUUCAAAAGAAAAUAAUAAUAUUACAACUAAUGAAGAGAAUAAUGAAAAUAAUGAAAAUAAUAAAAUUUGUGGUGGUAUACCAUGGGAAUUAUGUUAUAAUAGUAAUUUGAAAAAGAUAGAUUUAGGAUCAAAUCAAUCAAAUGAUGAUAAAUGGGAAGGUGGAAAUAUAUUACCAAGUAAUUUAUUUUGGUAUACUCAGGUUGAAAGUUUUUUAGCACCAUUUUGUCAACUUGUUUCAAUUAGUAGUGAUAUUCAACAUUUGGAAUCAUUGACAUAUUUAGAUAUUAGUAAUAAUCAUUUAACAGAGUUACCAAUUGAAUUGGGUCAAUUGGUUUAUUUGACCACUUUUAUAGCAAAUGAUAACUAUAUCAAAUGUAUACCACCCAAUUUAUUUACAACACAUCAACAGUUAUCAGAAUCAAUACGUACCAUUGAUUUAUCAAAUAAUGAAAUUCAAGAGAUACCUGAUGAUUUCUCAUAUUUACUUUAUUUGGAGAAUUUAAAUUUAUCGAAUAAUCAAAUCUCUACCAUACCAAAUUCCUUAUUUCAAGGUGUUGAUGAGGAUUUAGGUUUAUUCUCUUUAAAAUCUUUAAAGUUACGUGGAAAUAAAUUGGAUGAAUUACCUUCGAAUUUCUUUUUAACUUGUGCUUCAACUUUAAAAUAUUUAGAUUUAUCAUUUAAUAAUUUAUCAAUUUUACCAAAUAAUGGUUUAAAAUAUUUAGAUCAAUUAUCAACUUGUUUAUUAUUUAAUAAUUCUUUAAAAACAAUUCCAAAUGAAUUUUUUGAACAAAUUGAUGAUGAUGAUGAUAAUAAUAAGAAUAAUAAUAAUAAUAAUAAUAAUAAUAAUAAUAAUAAUAAUAAUAAUAAUAAUAAUAAUAAUAAUGAUAUUAAACCAAAUUUAACAAACUUAAAUUUAUCUGGUAAUAAAUUAACAGAAAUUUCAAAAGAUAUUUGGAAAUGUAAAUCAUUAGUUAAUUUAUCUUUAGGUUAUAAUGAUAUUAAAUUAAUUGAAUUCCCUUCAAAUUUAGUACUUUAUUCUUUAGAAGAACUUUAUUUAAAUGGUAAUAAAUCAAUUAAAUUUAAAUCAUUUGAACAACAAGAUGAUAAUAAUAAUAAUAGUAAUAAUAAUAGUUGUAAUCCAGAUUUUCCAAUUCUAAGAGAAUUAUGUUUAGGAUCAUGUGAAUUAAAAGAAAUACCAACAUUUUGUAAAGAAAAUUUAAAAAGUUUAGAAAAAUUAGAUUUAUCAAAUAAUCAAUUAAUUUGUUUACCAGAAUGGAUUGGUGAAUUUGAACAUUUAUUAGUAUUAUAUUUAUCAAGAAAUCAAAUUUCAACUUUACCAUAUAAAGAAUUUAAAAAUUUAAAAAAUUUAAUAAUUUUAGAUUUAUCAAUGAAUAAUCAAUUAAUAUUAGAUCAAUCAAUAUAUAAAACACUUAAAGAUACUUCAAUUAUAACAACACCUUCAUUAAUUGAUCAAUCUUUAAUUAAUAAUAAUAAUAAUAAUAAUAAUAAUAAUAAUAAUAAUAAUAAUGAUAAUGAUAUUCAAAAUAAUAAUAGUAGUGGUGGCGGUGGUAGUAGUGCAAUUUUUAGUAGUAGUAGCGGUAGUAGUAGUAGUAGUGGUAGUGAUAUAAUAUUGCCAACACAAAAAAGAUUAUCAAAUACACCACCUCAAUCAAAGAAUCCUUUAUCAAUAUCAUCAUCUUCAAUACCCGAAUCAAGUAGUGGUGGUAGUGGUGGUACAUCAGCUAAUAGUAGUAAUAAUAAUGAUAAACAGCAACAACAACAAAAUAUUAAUGAAAAUAAUAAACAUGAAGUUAUAAUAACAAAAUCAAAAAGAUUUGAAAUGUCAUUUUCAGAUAUGAUUGGACGUAGACCAUCAAUGGAGGAUUCAUUUAGUAUUUUUGGAUCAUUUAAUGAUGGUAGUGGUGAUGAUUAUGAUUUAAUAUCAUUGUUUGACGGUCAUGCAGGUUCAAGAGCUGCAACCUAUAGUAGUGAAUGGUUCCCAAAGAUAAUGAAAUCAUUAAUGAAUAUUUAUCCAUCACUACCACCAUUACAAUGGUUAAAACAAGCAUACAAUGAAAUAUCACUACAAUUUAAAAUGUAUAUAAAUAAUGAAAGACCAGAUUUAAAAUAUUGUGGUGCAACUGCUGCUUCAUUGUUAAUUACUCGUGACUUUUAUUGUGUUUCAAAUAUUGGUGAUACUAGAAUUGUACUUUGUCAAAAGGAUGGUACUGCAAAGAGAUUAUCAUUCGAUCAUAAACCUUCUGAUCCUUCAGAAACAAAAAGAAUCUCAAGAUUGGGUGGAUUCGUAGUUUCAAAUCAACAUACUAGUCGUGUCAAUGGUACUUUGGCUGUAUCACGUUCAAUCGGUGAUAUCUAUAUGGAGCCAUUCGUCGUUCCUGAUCCUUAUUUAUCUCAAACUAAUCGUAAUUUUGAAAUGGAUAAAUAUUUAAUUGUCGCUUGUGAUGGUAUUUGGGAUGAAAUCUCUGAUCAACAAGCUUGUAAUAUUGUUCUAAAUUCAAAUUCAACCGAUGAAGCUUGUACAAAAUUAAAAGAUUAUGCUUAUUUCUCUGGUUCUGAUGAUAAUAUUACUGUAAUUGUAAUUAAAUUAUAA
This is a messenger RNA of Dictyostelium discoideum AX4, 4080 nucleotides long. Its product is annotated as protein phosphatase 2C. The record is from RefSeq and is a predicted model, not a curated record. The coding region runs from base 1 to 4080 and encodes 1359 amino acids. NCBI's taxonomy places the organism in Eukaryota, Evosea, Eumycetozoa, Dictyosteliales, Dictyosteliaceae. Gene Ontology annotation, molecular function: metal ion binding; cation binding; protein serine/threonine phosphatase activity. The transcript is spliced from 2 exons.